This is a messenger RNA of Frieseomelitta varia, 2392 nucleotides long. It is a transcript of the gene ari-1, whose product is annotated as E3 ubiquitin-protein ligase ariadne-1. The transcript has 8 exons. The coding region runs from base 447 to 1976 and encodes 509 amino acids. Lineage: Eukaryota; Metazoa; Arthropoda; Insecta; Hymenoptera; Apidae. The record is from RefSeq and is a predicted model, not a curated record. Gene Ontology annotation, biological process: protein polyubiquitination; ubiquitin-dependent protein catabolic process; positive regulation of proteasomal ubiquitin-dependent protein catabolic process. Gene Ontology annotation, molecular function: ubiquitin protein ligase activity; ubiquitin conjugating enzyme binding; zinc ion binding. Gene Ontology annotation, cellular component: nucleus; ubiquitin ligase complex; cytoplasm.
UGGCUCGUUGGUCCGUUCGCCGUGAAACUAGCGUUCAGUGCAUCAGCUGCCGGAGUUCAGCUCGGAUGUUUUGGCAGCUGAUUUUAUUCUUGCUUAUGUCGAUGGCGAAAACAUUCUGAAGUUCUCACUGUUCACUGUUCGUUUCGGGGGGAGUCGUUUAGUACCGUGAUUGUAGAUCUCGCGAGACAUUGCAGACAAUAAGUAGAGGGAAAUACGCGGGCAAGUCUCUCGCUUUAUUCGAGAAGUAGAGAACGAUGACGUCAUGUGUUCAACAUAAGCUGUUUUCACUUUGUUCCGCUACAACAAUAUUCCGCGGGUGCAGGUGUGAUACCUUAUCGAACGAAAGUUGUGUUGAGAAAUUCAUCGAGUACAAUACCAAACCGGUACAAAGUAUAUAGAGUAAACAGAUAUAUUAGUAUUUCAAUUAAUAAACCGGAGGACUCGUGAUGGAUUCCGAGGAAGAAACAUAUGACGAUGUCGAUUCUGGCAAUGAAUCCAGUGGAGAUGAUGUUGACUUUGCAAUGGAAAUCGAGGCUGGUAACCCAAGAGAAAGGGCUACUGAUGUUGACGACUAUCCUUUUGAAGUGUUGUCAACAGAGGAAAUAGUGCAGCAUAUGGUUGAUUCUAUUAAGGAAGUUAAUACAGUUGUAGAAAUACCAGCUACAACCACGCGUAUUUUAUUAAAUCAUUUCAAAUGGGACAAGGAAAAAUUAAUGGAGCGCUUUUAUGAUGGUGAUCAGGAAAAGUUGUUCGCUGAAGCACGAGUUGUGAAUCCAUUUAGGAAAGGUCCAUUAAUAAAUAGAACUCAGUCUUCUCAAAGUUCAUUGUCCAGAAGAACUUCGACAAAUGGUACGGAAGAAUGUGGGAUUUGUUUUACCGUUCAGCCAACUGCAAUGAUGACUGGACUUGAGUGUGGACAUCGUUUUUGUACUGGCUGCUGGGGAGAAUAUCUCACAACCAAAAUUAUGGAAGAAGGAGUCGGUCAAACUAUUGCAUGUGCGGCACAUGCUUGUGACAUUUUAGUUGAUGAUGCCAGUGUUAUGCGUCUUGUAAAAGACUCUAAAGUGAAACUGAAAUAUCAACAUUUAAUAACAAAUAGUUUUGUUGAAUGCAAUAGGUUAUUAAGGUGGUGUCCAUCUCCAGAUUGUAAUAAUGCUAUAAAAGUGCAGUAUGUAGAAGCAAGGCCGGUAACUUGCAAAUGUGGACAUACCUUCUGUUUCCAUUGCGGAGAAAAUUGGCAUGAUCCUGUAAAAUGUCAUUUAUUGCGUAAAUGGAUAAAGAAGUGCGAUGAUGACUCUGAAACGUCAAACUGGAUUGCCGCAAACACAAAAGAAUGCCCGAAAUGUAACGUCACGAUUGAGAAAGAUGGUGGAUGCAAUCAUAUGGUUUGCAAAAAUCAAAAUUGUAAAACUGACUUUUGUUGGGUGUGUCUCGGUCCGUGGGAACCACAUGGUUCCAGCUGGUAUAAUUGUAAUCGUUACGAUGAAGAAGAGGCUAAAGCCGCGAGAGAUGCUCAAGAAAAAUCGCGAUCUGCAUUACAGAGAUAUCUAUUUUACUGCAAUAGAUAUAUAAAUCAUAUGCAAUCAUUAAAAUUCGAAAGUAAACUGUAUGCAAGUGUAAAAGAAAAAAUGGAGGAGAUGCAACAGCAUAAUAUGUCAUGGAUUGAGGUACAAUUUUUAAAGAAAGCAGUAGACAUUUUGUGUUCCUGUAGACAAACUCUUAUGUAUACUUAUGUUUUUGCUUAUUACGUGCGAAAAAACAACCAAUCUGUGAUUUUUGAAGACAACCAAAAGGAUCUAGAAGGCACCACAGAACGCCUUUCUGAAUACCUUGAACGAGAUAUUACAAGCGAAAAUCUUGCUGAUAUUAAACAAAAAGUUCAAGACAAAUAUAGAUAUUGCGAUAGUCGGAGGAAAGUGCUUUUGGAACAUGUACAUGAAGGUUAUGAAAAAGAUUGGUGGGACUACGUUGAGUAGAAAUCUGAACCAACUUUGUUUUUUGGGCGUGCAAGACAAGGUUUCUUUCUUGACACUUUUGCCCCAGCUGUGAUAAAUCAAGAAAGCUGACAGGAAACAAAAAAAAAAAUAGAGCAUGUCACCAAGUGAUUUACAUGUUAGAUAUACUUUAAACGUAAUAUCUGUGGCAACACAUAUAUCGUUAUGAAUUUUUGAAUUUAUUAAAAUUGAAUCCUAUUACCAUCAGGCUAAUUGUAAAAUACUUUCGUACUGUAAUUAAUGAUGCUAAUUUGCGCUUGCUGUGUGCUAUUUGUCGUUACAUAUUUCAAUCCCCCGUAAACAUGUCUUGCAAUGAUAUUUUCAAGUCUUAAAUGAAUUUUACAUAUAAAUAUCGAAAUGAUAAACAACGGUAUGAAAAGAAAUCGAACAGUGUGUUG